AUGGGGCGACCGGUAAAUACCAGUCUCUCUCUCUCUUUCUCUCUCUUUUUCUGUCUCUACUUGUGCAAGAAACUAUCUAUCUAUCUAUCUAUCUAUCUAUCUAUCUAUCUAUCUAUCUAUCUAUCUAUCUCAUUCUUUUUUAAUAUCUAUCUAUCUAUCUAUCUAUCUCAUUCUUUUAUUCAUCUUCUAUAUCUAUCUAUCUUAUCUCUUUUCUCUUUAUUUCUUCUAUUUUUAUAUCUACGUUUCAUCUUUGUUCUUUUUCUUACAUAUUUCCACUCUCAUUUCUUUAUAGCUUUUAUUUUCCCCACUUCCCGUGCAAUUGUUCUCAAUCUCAUAGUCUUUCGAUAUUUUUUUGUCUCUUUUUCAUGUAUUUUCGUUUUCGAUUACUUCCUUACGUUUCUAAUUUCACACUUUUGUCAGUCUCUACCAUCUCUCUCACUCUCACUCUUUCUCCCUCUCCCUCUCUCUCUCUCUUUCUCACUCUCUUUUUAUUGCCUUCUUUAUCGCACAGUGCAUUUUUCUCUUUCUUCCAUUCAUUUCUACUCCCUUUAUCUUUCCCGUUCGCUUUCUGCCCUUCCACUCUUUUUAGUUUCUAUAUAUUUUUAUCUCUUUUAUCUUCGUCACUUCCGGUCCAGUCUUUCGCUACCCACCCGCUCCUCUCUCCUCUUUUUCUUGUCUUCUCAUUUAUAUAAUUUCUCAUAUUCAUAUACUCUCUCUCUCUCUCUCUCUCUCUCUCUCUCUCUCUCUCUCUUCCUAUUCAUUCCUUAUUCCUGUUCCUUCUUCUACUUUUUUUCUCUUUUUUUUUUCCUCGUUCCCUUUUCCACUUUCCUUCUGCAUAAACCCACAAUUUCUCUCGGCUAUUUUUGUUCUUAG
This is a messenger RNA of Acanthosepion pharaonis, 873 nucleotides long. The record is from the annotation of a GenBank genome assembly. NCBI's taxonomy places the organism in Eukaryota, Metazoa, Mollusca, Cephalopoda, Sepiida, Sepiidae.